Messenger RNA from Labeo rohita (rohu), 1730 nucleotides. It is a transcript of the gene trmt5, whose product is annotated as tRNA methyltransferase 5. The coding region runs from base 90 to 1574 and encodes 494 amino acids. Gene Ontology annotation, cellular component: mitochondrial matrix; cytoplasm. The transcript has 5 exons. The record is from RefSeq and is a predicted model, not a curated record. NCBI's taxonomy places the organism in Eukaryota, Metazoa, Chordata, Actinopteri, Cypriniformes, Cyprinidae. Gene Ontology annotation, biological process: mitochondrial tRNA methylation; tRNA N1-guanine methylation.
GUCCACUUAUAUCGUACGUCACAGACCAAUCACGUCGAAGUCUCGCGGUCGCUUAGAAAUGACGUAGGCUACUGUAAAAGCGUGCUUGUAUGGCUGCCGGCUGGAGAGGAUCUGGCAGACUUUUGUUCCUGUUGCAGAAACAUCACAAUUGUAUCUUUCUGUCUCAGAAAUUAAACCAAUUUGUGAGAAUUUCCCUCCAGUUCUCCACUGUUGUUAAUUCUCAGAAAGCCAUGACUGACCAAUCACAGGCUGAUUUGGGGCUCUACAAGCCCCCUCAGACUGUCCGGGGAAUGACAGACCUGGACCGAGCUGCUUUCAGUCAGACAGUCAGUGUUCCCGCCAUACGGAUACCAACCAAUGUUCUCAACAAAGUGGUGAAAAGUUUAAAGAAAGUGGCACUACAGAGGCCAGGACUCAAACGGGUUGUCGAGGAACACAGUGAAGAUGGGACUAAGGACAGUAGUAAAGGAGAACAUCGGCUGCUGCUAUUGGACCCAAACAACAUUACGACUGCAGAUUCGUUUGGCAGUGAGGAAGCAGAUGCGCUGAAAGCAUAUGGGGUGUCUCAGGAGAUCCAGAGGUAUGAACUGAAACUCACCUAUGAGAACCUUAAGAGUGAAGAGAUACUGCGAGCUGUACUUCCUGAAGGACAGGAUGUGACAUCAGGAUUUAGCAGAGUGGGACACAUCGCCCAUAUGAAUCUGAGAGACCACCAGCUCCCCUACAGAAAACUGAUUGGUCAAGUGAUCAUAGAUAAGAACCCAGGCGUUACUUGUGUGGUCAACAAGACAAACACCAUUGAUUCCACUUACAGGAACUUUCAAAUGGAGGUUUUGGCAGGAGAGAGUAACAUGGUAGCAAAGGUACGUGAGAAUGGCGUAUUUUAUGAGUUUGAUUUCUCCCGCGUGUACUGGAACCCUCGACUGAGCACCGAACACGAGCGCAUUGUUUCCCUUCUUCAGCGUGGCGAUACUGUAGUGGAUGUUUUCGCCGGAGUUGGUCCGUUUGCGAUCCCAGCAGCCCGUCGAGGCUGCGAGAUCCUUGCUAAUGACUUAAACCCAGAGUCCUUUCGUUGGCUCCAGCACAAUGCUAAACUCAACAAGGUUGACCGAAAAAUUACUUCAUUUAACAUGGAUGGACGUGACUUCAUCCGGGGACCCGUACGGGAGCGUCUGCCUGCUCUAAUAAAGGGAUCACACAAAAUUCAUGUGGUGAUGAAUCUUCCCGCUCUGGCUCUCGAGUUCCUUGAUGCUUUUAGAGGUCUUCUGGGCCCAGAGCCAGACCAGAGUCUUUCCUGCCAGGAAAACAACCUGCCGCAGGUGCAUUGCUACGGAUUCUCCAAGGAAGAUGACGCUCAGAGGGAUGUAGUGGAGCGGGCUGAAGCGAGUUUAAAGAUUUCCCUGCAAGGACAGUGUUCUGUGCACCUGGUGAGGAAUGUGGCACCUAAUAAGGAGAUGAUGUGUGUGAGUUUUACACUUCCGAAGGAGGUCCUAUACAGCAAACACACUCAAAACAGAGACAUUUCAGAAGAGCCGUGUCCUAAGAAACAGAAGUGUGAGGAUCUGACAGACUGAAUACACUAAGUGUUGCCUGUUAAAUUGUUUUUAGUUGUUUUUAGUUGUUUUUUUUUAAUAAAUGACCAUUCAAUGUGAGUUAAUGCUGUUGCAUUUCUUUGAGUCGAUCACACAUCCAACACUGACACUUAAAAAAAUAUUUUUUGUGUGUUUAUU